GGACCACGUGGCCCUGAUGGUCUACCAGGUGAGCAAGGUCUGCCAGGAGAGGGCAUUCAAGGCCAAAAGGGUGAAAAAGGCUCUGAAGGUGUAGUUGGUCCUCCUGGACCACCAGGUCAACAAAUCAAAGGUGACAAGGGUGAACAAGGCCAAGUAGGACCACGGGGCCCAGCAGGACCACCAGGAAUAGGCAAUCCAGGAAGCCAGGGUAUACAGGGUCCACAAGGAAAUCCUGGGGCAAAAGGAUCUAAAGGUCUUGGUCUGCCAGGUCCAAAGGGUCAACCAGGUGAACCUGGACAAAAAGGAGAACUGGGACUUCCAGGAAUUGGCGUACGAGGACUUAAAGGAGAUAUAGGUCCAUCGGGACUCCCAGGAGAGAGAGGAGUGAAAGGAGAUCCUGGGAAUUCAGGGAAAAAGGGGGAAAAGGGAGAUCAAGGUCCAAGAGGCCCAGAAGGACCCCCUGGCAAAGGACAUGUAGGCCAAAAGGGUGACCCCGGAGAAAAAGGAUCCCAAGGUCUGAUUGGUUAUAAAGGAGUACAAGGCCCAGCUGGACCGAAAGGUGAACCGGGAGAGAGAGGACCACCUGGUAUUGCUGGAUCAUCUAUUCAAGGACCUGCUGGACCAAAGGGGGAUCCAGGACCCAAGGGGCCACCAGGAGAUGAUGGAAUUCCUGGAAAUUCAAUAAUGGGACCAACGGGUAACCGAGGACUACCUGGACCUCCUGGACCCCCUGGAGCAAAAGGCGAUAGCCACAAAGGUGAAGUUGGACCUCCAGGACCAGCAGGCCCCCCAGGACCAGCAGGCCCAAAAGGCGUGGGAGAUGCUGGACAAAAGGGAGACCGUGGAAUAAGAGGCUAUCCUGGGCCCCCAGGGCCACGCGGAAUUGGAAUCAUUGGUCCCAAGGGUAUUAUGGGACAGAGAGGCUUGCCUGGUCUACGUGGCCCCCAAGGCGACAGCAUACAAGGAAGCAAGGGAGAAAAAGGAAAUCAAGGUUUUGUUGGACCAAAGGGAUCAAUAGGAAUUGGCCUUCCUGGACCAAAGGGAGACUAUGGAGAUAAAGGUGAUCCAGGGAGCAAAGGUGCCAAAGGAGAGAUUGGAGAUCCAGGACCUCCAGGACCAAAGGGAACUUGGGGAAAAAAAGGAGAACCUGGUCUUUCAAGAGAAGAAGUUAUCAGACUUAUCAAUGAAAUAUGUGGUUGUGGUAUCAGAUGUAGAGUAACACCACUGGAACUAGUAUUUGUCAUUGACAGUUCAGAAAGCGUUGGACCGGAAAACUUCAAAAUCAUCAAAACUUUUAUGAAAACAGUCAUUGACAAGGUAGCAGCCAACCAUGCUACAACCCGCUUUGGCGUUAUCAACUUCAGCCGUGAAGUGGAGUUGGUGUCUUCUCUGAAGCAAUACACAACCAAAGAAAACCUGAAAUCAGAUGUUGAUAAAAUGCCCUACUUAGGAGAAGGCACGUACACGGCCUCUGCUAUCCAAGCAGCCAUUAAGCUAUUUCAGGCAGCACGCCCGGCAGUCAGAAAAGUGGCUGUUGUAAUAACAGAUGGACAAGCGGAUGAUCGUGAUAAAGUACAACUGGAUACCGUAGUAAGAGAGGCCCAUGCUAUGAAUAUUGAGAUAUUUGUCAUUGGGAUUUUUCAAAGGACUGAUCUUCAUUAUAAUGAUUUUCUGAAAGAAACGCAGCUCAUUGCAACAGACCCCGAUGAAGAACAUGUUUACCAGAUAGAUGACUUCAUGACGCUUUCAGUUCUUGAAAAUAAACUGAUCACAAAAAUCUGUGAGAACGUAUCUGAAGUCUACAGCAGAAAAGAUAAUUUUGUAUCUCAGCCUCAAAGUCCAGAAACUGAAAUUGCUGGUGAAGGUACUAAUAGCCAGUUACCUAAAAUCACUACUUCAGAGAUUCGUAAGGUCCCUACAGAAGGAAUUGGUUACCCACUUAGUCCACCACGGACCAGAGAUACUGAGCCGCUGCCAUCUGCUCAGGAUCACACUGCAACCACCUCUGCUCACAGAGAAUCAAGAUUUCCCCCGCUUUAUGACAUAGCUGAAAUCAGACCUCAGAGUCCAGUUGUCAACCCUUUGUUCAAUGUAACUGCCACUGAAAAUCACCACCUAACUGUAUGGCAAACACAGGUAGCAACAACCCAAAAAGAUCCAAGGUGCUUGGAACCUUUGAAACCAGGGGAUUGUCGGGACUACGUGGUGAAAUGGUAUUAUGACAAGAAUGGCAAUUCUUGUGGCCAGUUCUGGUACGGAGGCUGUGAUGGUACCAACAACAGAUUUGAAACAGAAAAAGAAUGUCGAGAAACCUGCAUUGAUCGAUGA
Tauraco erythrolophus (red-crested turaco) is the source of this 2328-nucleotide messenger RNA. The record is from RefSeq and is a predicted model, not a curated record. Lineage: Eukaryota; Metazoa; Chordata; Aves; Musophagiformes; Musophagidae.